AUGUCGAACCAAGCAGGCUGGAUCAAAGCCCCUCAUGGGCAAGUUCAGGUCGAGACUGUAGAGCAAUGGGUACCUGGCCGUGGGGAACUCUUGGUUCGGGUUGAAGCAGCGAGCUUUAACCCUAUUGACGCCAAAAUUCAGAGGUACUGUGCUCAAGUUGGACUUAUUCCAAUCUCAUUACCCCUCAUCCUCGGAUUCACCUUUGCGGGAACGGUAGUCUCUACAGGGCCCGAGACAAAUUCCGUGCAACCUGGCGACCGGGUGGUGGUGGCUCGCUGGGGCCAGCAAGCAGGCGAGGAUCCCCGAUUCGGGGCCCUCCAGAGGUAUGCACUGGCACUCGAGCAAAACACCCUGCGACUAGAACCCGAGACCACAUUUGCCGAUUCCGCCAGUUUGAUCGCAAAUCUGGCGACCGUGGUCUCCGCCCUCACCAUCUACAUGGGCCUCUCCAAGCCACCAGUCGCCGGCACGACACCACCCUUAGGAAAGAAAAUCCUCAUCUACGGUGGUUCAUCAGCGGUUGGGGGCCUCGCGGUGCAAUAUGCGAGCGAUGCUGGGUAUGAAGUUGUCACUACCUCGUCUGCGGCCAACAGAUCCUUGGUGGAGAAACGCAACCCAACGCAUAUCAUCGAUCACAGCUGCCCGGACGAGGACGUGAUCCGCGAAAUCCGGGAGAAUGGGCCUUACGAGGGGAUUUUCGAGGCAAUAGGCUCCACCUCAACAACCAAACGCAUGGUGGCAUUGUUGCGCGAAACAGGAGGCCGAUUCUUCUCAACCAGCCCUUCCCCUGGGGAUGAGGCCAUCCCUACAGGCGUAGAGAAGGUAUGGGCGGGAUAUUCUGAGACCCUCGUAUCUGAGGCUGCCAAUCGAGAAUUGCGUACAUGGUACAUGGAAGCGUAUUUACCGGCUGCACUGAAGAAAGGCACGAUGUGGCCCAAUCCGGCAUUGUGGCUCCAAGGGGGGCUUGGCUCCGCCCAGAAGGCGUUAGACCUCCUGUUUGAAGGUCAUAUCAGCGGCCGAAAGGUUCUUAUCAACCCACAAGAAUGA
Molecule: messenger RNA, 1047 nt
Organism: Aspergillus welwitschiae
Lineage: Eukaryota; Fungi; Ascomycota; Eurotiomycetes; Eurotiales; Aspergillaceae
Product: zinc-binding alcohol dehydrogenase family protein
Exons: 2
Coding region: 1-1047 (348 amino acids)
Molecular function (GO): oxidoreductase activity, acting on NAD(P)H
Source: RefSeq, a predicted model, not a curated record